Mollisia scopiformis is the source of this 822-nucleotide messenger RNA. RefSeq lists its product as uncharacterized. The transcript is spliced from 2 exons. The coding region runs from base 1 to 822 and encodes 273 amino acids. The record is from RefSeq and is a predicted model, not a curated record. Lineage: Eukaryota; Fungi; Ascomycota; Leotiomycetes; Helotiales; Mollisiaceae.
AUGACCGCGCUUGUAUAUAAUAAAGAGAGCCAGCGCUACACGAAAGAGCUACCGACCGAUAGAACCAACUACCUUCAAGCAUGGAAAUUGCUCGAGUCGUACAGCAAAAUCCCCGCUGAUAAAAUUGAUGCGCACGUCACCGAGAUUGUGACUUUCGCCAUCUUCCACUACCCCUGCAUUGGUCGCUGGCGUUUCCUCGACCUGUACAUCACCCAAGCUCCCGAGUACCCAGAAAUCAUCACGCGCCUCAAAUCUGGCGACAAACUUCUGGAUGUAGGGUGUUGUUUCGGGCAUAUUGUUCGCCAGCUGGUCUUCGAUGGAGCUCCAGCCCAGAACCUCGCUGGCACUGAUCUCCGUCCCGAGUUUGUAGAGCUAGGCUACGAGCUGUUCCGCGAUAAGGAGACUUUGACGUCUCAGUUCGUGACGGGCGAUGCGUUAGAUUCGGAGAAUAAGAGCUUGGAGGUCUUUGAUGGUAAAUUCGAUUUUGUGCAUGCGGCGAGCUUUUUCCACUUGUUUGGGUGGGAUGAUCAGGUCACGGCUGGAGUGAGAGUUGUGAAGUUCUUGAAGCCGGGUUCGAAGGCUAUUAUUUUGGGGAGACAGGUGGGCACUCGAAAGCCGGUGAGUUUAGAGGCCUAUAGGGCAAGUGGUGAAAGGAGGUAUCACCACAAUGUGGAGACGUUCCAAAAUAUGUGGGAUGAGAUUGGGGAGAAGACGGGGACGAAGUGGAAGGCGACUGGAGAGCUGUUUGAGAGGAAAGUGGGUGAAGAGGAUGAUGACGAGGUUCGAACGAUUCUAAGGUUUGCAGUGUUUAAGCUAGAUUGA